Messenger RNA from Naegleria gruberi, 1435 nucleotides. RefSeq lists its product as uncharacterized. The record is from RefSeq and is a predicted model, not a curated record. The transcript has a single exon. Lineage: Eukaryota; Heterolobosea; Eutetramitea; Acrasida; Naegleriidae. Bases 13 to 1428 code for a protein of 471 amino acids.
AAAAACAAUAAGAUGAAGAAACAAGCCGUACAAUUAAUUUUGCUAGCAAUAAUAUUAGUCAUCAACACCCUGCUGACGAUACAACCUAUUCAAUCACUUUCGAUAGCCAUCAAUAAGAUUAAAGCCACUACCACUACCACUCCACAAAAUGUACAGACAAAUAGUAAUGUAAAUAAUGCACCUUGGACACAAGUCAAUUUAAAUAGUUCUCAAUCGAGAUUUUCCACCUUUGACUAUCGUCAUGAUAGUUUUUCAUUAAUUUUGAGAGAAUGGUCAUUAUCGGCCAUAGAAACCUCCUCCCUUGUGUUAGACAGUGUGGGGAAGCAAUUGCUGGUAUUGCUUCAUCCAUUUAUGAAAGGAUCUGAUCAGUUUGAACCAUCUGCUCAUCCAACAAUGACCUUGAUGGGAGCUGUCAAUUUGGAAGAUGGUUCCUACUCAACCAUUUCACAAUUCAUGCUUCCAGCUGAAUUGCAGGAAAAUGAUUAUGAUACAGUAAUGCCAACUCCAGUUGUCGAUAGUAAGGGAAAUUAUUUCCUUGUCAGAAAGAAUAUCACUAAGGGAAGUAAUGUUCUCAUCAAGAUUUCACCAAGUUGGAAAUGGACCACAAUGUAUGAAUCAGAUGGUGUGAUGGAUAUCAUGCACGGUUUAUUAAUCUUUGAAAGAUAUGGCGAAUCUUCAAUCGUUCUCUCAACCAGUAGAAAUAUUAUUUCCAUCGAUACCAUUACCAAGACAAUUAAUUUCAUGAUUCCAAGUGAACAAGGAUAUUUUGGUCAACUCAUUAGAGACUCCAACAGCCCAUACGCUUUUGCUUCAAUUUAUGGUGGUUUGAUUAAAUUCGAACUCGAAACUGGUAUAGUUGUUACUCAAUCACGUUCUGGAGCCUCUCUCGUUCCAUACCAUCUCAGUUCUCUCAAAACAAGAAUGCUUGCUCUCUCACAGUUUAGAACUCUUGAUGGAUUCAUGGUGUUUGCAACAACUUUUGACAAGAAUAAUUUGACUAGUUCCUCCCUUUCAAUUGGUUUGACAGAUAAGGCAUCAGUUUGUUCCAAUGCAAUUGCCACUGUUGGUGAUGAGUUUGUAAUUUUGUGUCGUACAAAAAGUAGCAAUUACCAACUCUUUGGCCUCAAGAGUAAGGCUGAAGAUAUUGAAAGAACUUGGACUUUGAAUAUCAAUUCUGAAGGAGCUGUCUCACAACAAUGUUCGCUUCAAAUCAGUGUUGUUGAUACCAACUCUAGAUUUGUUUCUGUGGUUUGUGACCAAUCCAUUCUCCUUGUUGAAACAUCAAAGGGUAAAAUAUUCCAACAAGUCAACAUUGAGGAUCAAGGAAGUAUUGAUGAAGACACUCAAAUCGUAGCAGCCCAAAAUAACAAGCUCUACAUUUUGAGAGAAAAAGUUCCAAGAAUUGACGCAAUAAAAAUUGGUCUGUAGUUGAUUG